This is a messenger RNA of Amblyraja radiata (thorny skate), 5838 nucleotides long. It is a transcript of the gene mtmr4, whose product is annotated as myotubularin related protein 4. NCBI's taxonomy places the organism in Eukaryota, Metazoa, Chordata, Chondrichthyes, Rajiformes, Rajidae. Gene Ontology annotation, biological process: phosphatidylinositol dephosphorylation; regulation of autophagy. Gene Ontology annotation, cellular component: cytoplasm; membrane. The coding region runs from base 237 to 3902 and encodes 1221 amino acids. Gene Ontology annotation, molecular function: phosphatidylinositol-3,5-bisphosphate 3-phosphatase activity; protein phosphatase binding; metal ion binding. The transcript is spliced from 19 exons. The record is from RefSeq and is a predicted model, not a curated record.
UCCCCCUCCCAAGCAGUUAUACAGCUAUGUGCACCUGCAGCAGAAAAUCAGCUGAUUGGACAAAGUCUGGAAAAUGCUCCAGUUACAUGAUUCACUUCCCAGGCAGUGUGUUCUCAUCAUUUUCUGUUUGAUAGCAGAGCAGCAGCGAUGAAGGGGUCUGUGCCGGGACUGGAUAAAUCCUCUGUGAAUCCGUGUAGGCUUCAUGCACUGCAGAAACAUACCAGCCUCCACUGAACAUGAGUCUGGCUGCUCAUGUCAGCUGUUCCAUGCUGAAUUGCUUUGGUGAAGAAGGGCCACCCAGUUUGGAGUACAUCCAGGCCAAAGAUUUAUUUCCACGGAAGGAUCUGGUGAAGGAAGACGAGGACUUGCAGAUUCCUUUUCCAGUACUCCAGGGUGAAGGUGUGGAAUACCUGGGCCGUGCAGAUGAUGCUAUAAUUGCUAUUUCCAAUUACAGACUGCACAUUAAAUAUCAGGACUCUUUAAUCAAUACCUUUCUGCAGGGUGUGGACGGUGACAUCUCAGUGCCUGUGCGGUUAAUUGAAGCUGUUGAGAGCCGGGACAUGUUCCAGCUUCAUAUCGUCUGUAAAGAUUCUAAGGUGGUCAGAUGUCAUUUUUCUACAUUUAAGCAGUGCCAGGAAUGGCUGAAGAGAUUAAACAAAGUAAUUGCUCACCCGACCAGAUUGGAGGAUUUGUUUACUUUUGCAUAUCAUGCUUGGUGCUUGGGAAUCUGUACUGACGAGGAAGAAACACAUGUGCAUCUCUGUCAUCCUGGAGAGCAUGUCUGUCACCGGUUUGAGAUGGAAGUGGAGAGAAUGCGUUUUGAUCUGCAAAAUGUUUGGAGAGUCAGUGAAGUCAACUGCAAUUACAAGUUAUGUGCAAGUUACCCUCAAAAAUUCCUCGUUCCAGUGUGGAUCACAGAUAAGGAACUUGAGAGUGUUGGAACCUUCAGGUCUUGGAAAAGGAUUCCUGUGGUUGUUUACAGACAUCUGCGGAAUGGGGCUGUGAUAUCACGCUGCAGUCAGCCAGAAAUUAGUUGGUGGGGUUGGAGAAACGCAGACGAUGAAUAUCUGGUAACUUCCAUUGCAAAAGCCUGCAUUUUGGAUCGAGGAACAAAGAUGAGUGGAAAGGGCAAGAAUGAGGGAACUGAUCUGUCUGAUGCAGAAUUUGAUUCAUCCAUUACAGGGUCAGUGGCAGAGAGUGGAGGAACACCGCAGAAGUUACUUAUUUUGGAUGCAAGGUCAUACACUGCAGCUGUAGCCAACCGUGCAAAGGGUGGAGGUUGUGAGUGUGAAGAAUAUUAUCCAAACUGUGAAGUGAUGUUCAUGGGAAUGGCAAAUAUUCAUUCAAUCAGGAAUAGUUUCCACUCACUCCGAGCUGUAUGCAGUCAAAUGCCAGACCCUGGAAACUGGCUUUCAGCGAUGGAGAACACCAAGUGGUUACAACAUUUAUCUGUGAUGCUGAAAGCAGCUGUGUUGGUGGCAAAUAUGGUGGAUCGGGAAGGAAGACCAGUCCUUGUGCACUGCUCUGAUGGCUGGGAUCGCACUCCACAAAUAGUAGCAUUGGCCAAGAUUCUCUUGGAUCCUUAUUAUAGGACAAUUGAGGGAUUCCAGGUUCUGGUGGAAACUGAGUGGCUGGAUUUUGGUCACAAGUUUGGUGAUCGUUGUGGUCAUUCUGAAAAUCAGGAUGACCUGAGUGAGCAGUGUCCAGUAUUUCUGCAAUGGUUGGACUGUGUUCAUCAGCUUUUGAAGCAGUUUCCAUGUCUCUUUGAGUUCAGCGAUGCAUUCCUAGUGAAGCUGGUUCAACAUACCUAUUCAUGUCUGUAUGGAACAUUCCUCUGUAACAACAGCAGAGAGCGAGAGGCACGUAACAUCUAUAAGCGUACAUGCUCAGUGUGGUCCUUACUGCGAACUGGCAACAAAAACUUCCAGAACUACCUGUAUAUCCCCAGCACGGAAACGGUUUUACAUCCAGUAUAUCAUGUUCGGGCACUUCACUUGUGGACAGCUGUUUAUCUGCCCAUUUCAUCUCCAUGCACACCCAUUGACAGUGCUGACCUCUGCCUUUCCCGUGGUAGAGCAGCAGAGGAUCGAGCUGGGAAAUCACUGGACAGAUUACCAAAAGCACGUUCUGUGGACAAUCUUCCCUUGGCCUGCGAGAGUGGAGCUCCACUUGCAAGAACAUCCAGUGAUCCUAAUAUAAACCAGCAUUGUCAGGAAGAACGUAAUUCUCCAGAACCCAGAAACACACCUGUGUUUGUUGUACCUGAUGUGCCUGAUGUAACUCGUGAGCUUGAAGUUGGGGCUGGAACAUCUCUCUCGGAAAUGAAAUCAGAUGGUCUGAUGGAUCCAGUGGAAACUGCAAAGGAAGUUAGAGAAGAAAAUCUGGAUAAUGACCUACCUCUUAAUACUGAAGAGGCAGAAUCGGCAGAUGUCCAAAAUCAAACUGAGAAAACAGUUUGUGGUAGUAACCUCAAUUCAUUGACCUAUCCCAAAGAUGCUCUACAAGAGAAGCCUUCAAAUAAUGUUCACCCUCAUGCAACUGCAAACAGUGAGAUGGAGGUAAACGAACUUGGAAUUACUCCAAAAAUUGAAUUUACAGAGGAAAACGUGAAAGAACAUAGGAUUUGUGAGAAUUGUCCUGGCCAGUUUGAACAAAAUGUACCAAACCCAUCUGCAAAGACCAUUCCCUUAAGUGCUGAGCAGUCACCAGAAUAUACUGGCAGCCCUUCUGCUUUCCAACCCUACCUUCAUUCCAUGGCAGAUAUAUUUAACGUCAAGGAAACAAUUUUGGCGAUGAGCAGCUCCACAGAGACGGUGACUGAAGAGAGGACAAAAACAGAUGGCUUAUCCCUACCUAAGGACUUGAGUUUUGGGAAAAACAAUAUACUUGUAAAUAGACUUAAUUCUGAAGUGGAACAGUACAGGGUUGGCCGAACUGGAUCGGAGAGUGUGCGAACUUUCAGAAAGCAUGUUUGUCACAGUCAGUUCAGUGACUUUUCAUUGCUCAACUCAAAUUGGGAUAGCAUACAGGGCUUGGUAAAAUCAGCCUACAGUGGUGAUUCAAACCAUAGGAGAUCCAGACUGAAUGGUUGUCAUUAUAAAAGACUAAAUAAUAAGCACCUGAAGGUGGGGUCUGCAGUGAAUGGACAGUACCUGCUCAAGGAGGAACAAGUAGGACCAUUUAAAAAUCUCCGACAGUCCAACCAAAUCCACUCUAGCCUUUAUUCAUUAGGGUCAAAUAUAAAGACUUGUGGUUUUCUCACUCAUUCAUCACAUUGGAGACAGCCUCAACCGGUUCGUCAUACUGUCACUACUACGUUGGAGACUUCUCCAAGCUACGUCGAUGACGAUGGAUUGCCAUUUCCCGUGGACGCCGUUCAGCAGCGGUUGCGUCAGAUUGAGGCAACAUACAAGCAGGAGGUUGAGUUGCUUCGCCGGCAGGUUCACGAACUUCAGAUGAGAUUAGACAGUCAACAGUACUGUACCUCUCCUGCGGAGAUUGACAUUGAUUAUGGGGAUGACUUUACAUGUCUGAGAGAAUCGGAUGACAGUGAUAUUGAAGAAUCUCUCUCCAUCCACAGCGAUGACCAGCGUUCGGAAGCAAGUUGGGAACCUGUGGAUCGGAAGGAGACUGAGGUCACUCGAUGGGUUCCUGAUCAUAUGGCGUCCCACUGUUUUAACUGUGAUUCGGAAUUCUGGUUAGCCAAAAGGAGACAUCAUUGCAGGAACUGUGGAAAUGUGUUUUGUGCCAACUGUUGCCACCUGAAACUGCCCAUUCCAGAUCAGCAGCUAUAUGACCCUGUGCUGGUGUGUAACUCCUGCUAUGAUCAUGUUCAAGCUUGCCGCACACGGGAGAUCAUGAGUCAGCAGCUGAAGAAGCCGAUUGCGACUGCAUCCAGUUAAAGUGGCAUUCUGCCUUCCCUGAUUUGUGCCGUAAAGCUUCUGUCAUCCAGGAAGCUUGACGUUUGGUCAGCUGGGUCCCGCAGAAACAAACAACACUGCAAAUCCCAGCUGGAUAGCUGUUUGGAAGAUCGAAAAUACCGAUGUAAAAAAAAAUGCUGCUACAACAAGCUCUUAACCUGUGCACUAUGAACUUUGGAUGUGGAAGGGUAGUAGGCAGGGAAAAGAAACAAAUACAUUUCUAACUGAUGUGCUAUUGAGGAUUGAAAAAAAUGUCUAAUUCAUGUGUAAAGAGUUUGUGAGAUAUAAAGUGGAGACUGUGUGGUGUUCUGUUUCCCAAUUGCUUACACAGCUAUUGCAACAGCGAGCUACUUCUGUGCCUCAGUAAAAACACGAUAGUUAGAAUUGUGCAAAAACUAAUUGUACAACAUAAGGUACAUACAUUUCAUCAGCCUUUCAACUUGCAUUCAACUGAGGUACUGUGGCUGUUGUUGAAGUGACAGACCCAAAAUCUCAUUCCUCCCAGUUACUUUCGUGUUGCACAGAUACCAUUUUUCCAAUCUUUUUUAUUUAAUACUUUUGGAGAAAAAAAAUGAUGAAAGGCAAGUGAUAAAAUGUGUGAUGCUUCUGGGGAAAGGGGGGCUGAACAUUAAUAUUCUACCAGUUAGUCCCAUCGAUCUUGUGUUGGGGUACAAGGUAUUCCUCCACAGUUUAUUAAUUCAUGCACUUUCCUAUUUCCCCCUUUCUCUUGUAUUAGAUAACAAGAUUUUUUUUUCUAAGAACUGGAAACAUUUACGUCUGGAAUAAAAUCAUUUUCAAUGACUGACCACACCAUCAACUGCCUUUUCAUCAUCUCCCUUCAACAUCAAGGAUACCUGUAAUAUUGUUUUUUCACCCCCGUCCCCCCCCCCCCCCCCCCCCCCGCCCCACAUUUCAUCCCUGGUAUAAGUUACACAUUUGAUCAUCUUGGGUGUGGAAGUUUAGCCUAACUUUCCACCUUUUGGCACAUGAGAGCUCUGUAUGCAAAUUACACAUAGACAGGACCCAUGGAAUUCUAAUGUGGGGCUAUUGAUCAUUUGUAUAAAGGGGAAGAUACGUUGGUUUUCUUGCUUCACUGUGCCUUUCUUCUAGCUCUCUUUGGUCACUCAUAUUGGGUUACACCCUUCAAUUUUCUCCCUGUGCUCAUGUGAGUUCUGAAUGGUUAGGUUUCUGUAGCACUCCAAAGUCUAUGUUUGUUGGAUGGGGUCUGCCAAGACUAUCCUUAAUGCAGAGGAGAAUGUUAUUGAGGUUCUUCUUGGUUUGUCCCUCGGAUCAAGGAUAACUCGUCUAUAUCCUGGUUUUGUAGGUUCUCAUGUGGUUAAUGAGGCCAAUGUGGAACUGUAGACUAUUCCACAGAUGGGGCAGGUGGGUGUGAAGUUGGGUGGUGCCUUCCGAAUGCUGCUUCUACAGGGCUUGUCAAUGCAAUCCCUGAUGCACCUAACCACUUGAUCUAUUUGGGCCAGGAGAUUCCUAUGCGUCAGAUGUAUUUUGCAACAGGGUCUUGAAUAAGAUCAGUUUCUGAAGGAAUAUUGUAGGUGCCAAUAAUCUGUAGGCCUUUGCAGUUUAUUUUCAUACAGCAUGCACAAAUUGAAAAGAUGUUUGUGACUUUAAAUAUAUGUCUGUAAAACACCCAUGAUUAAGAAAGUGCAAAUGAAGAUGUGUGAUCAACACCUUACUCAAUUCACAUUAAAAUCAAAAAGCUGAGAAAUUUUAAUAGAUUGAUAAGGGAGUUCCUGAUCAAUGCUUUAUUUUUGUAUUGACCCUCAAUAGUGUCUCUUUUCCGCUUGUCUAGCAGACUCCAUCUGUUUUAAUUUCCCAAAUGAAAUAUAAAAUUUCAUUUUACAAGUUAAAAUUGGGAAGGAAUCUUGCUGCUGAUAAUAAAACUCUGUAGCAGAUUUCA